Molecule: messenger RNA, 1371 nt
Organism: Aspergillus thermomutatus
Lineage: Eukaryota; Fungi; Ascomycota; Eurotiomycetes; Eurotiales; Aspergillaceae
Product: putative C6 transcription factor
Exons: 4
Coding region: 1-1371 (456 amino acids)
Biological process (GO): DNA-templated transcription
Molecular function (GO): zinc ion binding; DNA binding
Source: RefSeq, a predicted model, not a curated record
AUGGCAAUGUGUGCCUUGGCCUCUGCGCGAGCUCGUGAUGGGGCCCUGUAUUCAAAGCGCUGGUGUCCCUCGCAACUGGCAAACCCGCCCUCUGAGGUCUUCUGCACAGCGGCAAAGGAAUCUAUUCCUCGAGACCUGGCGGCAGCUAGAGGUCUCGAAUACCUGAGGACAUGUGCCAUUCUUAGCAUUGCCGGCAUCCAGAAUGGACAAAUCCAGGACAUGCAACAGUAUGCGGGCAUCUACCAUACGUUGACUGGAAUGGAAGGGCUGCAUGAUGAGAAGCUCUGGCCCAAAGACUUGAGCCCCGUUGAGGUUGAGGUCCGGAGAAGACUGUUCUGGUCCAUGUAUACGCUGGAUGUAUAUUCAUCCAUUGUAUGGGGCGGAGUCAUCCGCUACCGAGAAGCCCAGUCUAAUGUGCACUAUCCGAGUGAGGUGAAUGACGAUUUUACCUCCGACAAUGAAUAUCAGGUGGAUCUCAAUGAUGUUUAUGGUGGAAAGGGACAACCGAGUCAGUGGAUGCGUGGCUGGAACUUCACCACCGACCUUUAUCGAAUACUCGAGCAUGCCGUGGAUUGCCAGCGAUGGCGCUCGCCUCCAAACACUGACGGGAAGACCGAAGUCUGGUCGUUAUUCCGCCCAGCCCAAAUGACGGCAUCCUCGGUCAUGGACCACGUCCUUUCCAUGUACUCUGCGCUGCCUGCGCAGUUUCGAGAAACCCCACCUGUCACCGGCCAUCCGGCGCAUGAUAUCGUGGGCUUCCAGUCAGCUAACAUUCAAGCAACUCUCCAGCUUCUACGAAUGGUUCUGUUCUCAAGCGAAGACCGAGGGGUGGAUGGAAAAUGCGACGUAGCAGGGCAAGUCCUAAGCGUCUUCUCCAAAGUACCAGUCGAAUAUUUGAAAGCUAUCAGUUCUCCCUUGCUGCAUCAUCUGGGCGGGAUUGGCUAUAUCCUUGGGUCGGUUAUGGAAGGAAGUCUCUCUGAGAAAUCUUAUCGGCGAGUCCGCACACUCCUAUUGGAAAUGGCCCAGCUUUUGCAUCGUUUGGAGUCAGGUUUUCGGCGUUCCACUGGUGCUAGCGAACGACUCAAAGCGCAGGUAGGUCGCAUUGACGAGUACAUGCGCAUUCAAGCAUCCUCCAUCAUAUCCUCUGGUCCACAACGGAGGUCGUCGUUUCCUAACCCCGACCAUAUGCAAAGCCGUCUGGCCUCAUCAGAGGAUCAAGAAGACAGCAUCGCAUCCAUACACGCACCCCUAAGCGGAUUUGAGGACCCCAUGACUCAGUUUCAGCUGCCGCCAGAACUACUGGAUGACUGGCCCUGGUCAUUUGAUACGAUUCUGCCGGAGGGAGUGUUCCCAAUGCCAUUUAUUAAGUGA